This is a messenger RNA of Carcharodon carcharias (great white shark), 3904 nucleotides long. It is a transcript of the gene srebf1, whose product is annotated as sterol regulatory element binding transcription factor 1. The record is from RefSeq and is a predicted model, not a curated record. NCBI's taxonomy places the organism in Eukaryota, Metazoa, Chordata, Chondrichthyes, Lamniformes, Lamnidae. The transcript is spliced from 19 exons. Gene Ontology annotation, biological process: regulation of transcription by RNA polymerase II. Bases 171 to 3560 code for a protein of 1129 amino acids. Gene Ontology annotation, cellular component: nucleus. Gene Ontology annotation, molecular function: DNA-binding transcription factor activity, RNA polymerase II-specific; RNA polymerase II cis-regulatory region sequence-specific DNA binding; protein dimerization activity.
GUAGCAAGUUAGGUUGGUUGUGUCGUUUAUUGACAUGGUUCUACGGCAAGUGAGCUCGGUGUAAACACGGAAUCGCCCACCCCGCCCACCACCACAACCUGGGCCAGUUUCUCGUCUCCCCAACUGUGGUGGCGCCCCCACCUGCAUUCCGUUCAAUCGUACUGUUUAACAUGAAUAACGGUGGGCAACCGUACCCUGCUCCUGAUCCGGCCAUGAUGUUUGAGGACUCGACCCUAGACAAUCUGGACCCAUCUCUGACCGAGAGCAGUGAGAUCGAUAACGCGUUGCUCAGUGACAUUGAUGAUAUGUUGCAGCUGAUUGGCAAUCAGGAUGGAGAGUUUCCUGAAUUAUUUGAGAACCACUUUUCUAACAGCUCUUUGCAGGAUAACAGUUCAUCCAUCCCACCUAACCAGGGGUCGCUGAACUUGUCUCUUGACAGCCUCUUGGGGAGUAGCAGCAAGAGUCAAAUUCCUGUAAAAAUGUACCAGGGGCCUCUGCUCCAACAGCAGCUUCAGCAGCCGCGGCUCCUUCGGGGCCCCUCUCCACAACAUAUCAAACAAGAGACUGCUCAGAUGCAACAGAGCCAACAGCAGCAGCAGCCUCUCAUGAUGUCGCAGAGUUUUACAGCCUCGACACAAUUACAGCCACAGUUUGUGCAGCAGCAGUCGUUGAGCUUUCAGAAUUCCAAUGGAUUUACAGCACCACCACAGAGUAUGGCCACCCAACAGCUCCAGAGCCUGACAGUUCCACAGCAGAUGCAGCCCAUGACCAUUCAAGCCCAAGUCCAGAAUAUAUCUGCCCAGCACCUUUUAACGGCACCAGCUAUUUCUACUCCAACUGUUUCAUCACAGUUCCAGCAAGUACCAGUACUUCUCCAGCCCCAGUUCAUUAAGGCUGACUCGUUGCUCCUGACAGCUCUGAAGCCGGAUGGAAGCACUGUGGUGACAUCCGUGAAAUCUCCUACCAUAUCAACUCUAGCAACUAGCACAACUCCCAUUCAAACCACAUCCCUGCAAAUGCCGGCUCUGGUCAGUGGAAACACAAUUUUGACAACAGUUCCUCUGAUGGUAGAUGCAGACAAACUUCCUAUCAACCGUAUGCCUGCAAAUGGCAAACCCUGCAAUGCACCAAACAAGGGGGAAAAACGUACGGCACAUAAUGCUAUUGAGAAGCGCUACAGGUCAUCCAUCAAUGACAAGAUUGUGGAACUGAAAGACCUUGUCGUUGGCACUGAAAGCAAGUUGAACAAAUCAGCAAUACUGAGGAAAGCUGUCGAUUAUAUCCGCUUCUUGCAACAAACCAAUCAGAAGUUGAAGCAGGAGAACAUGGUGUUGAAAAUGGCCACCCAGAAAAAUCAAUCUCUGAAAGACGUUGUGGCUUCCAGUGGAAUAAAUCUAGAUGCAACGACAAAUGGGUUCAAGCAGGAUCCUGACCUGCUCACCCCACCACCAUCUGAUGUUGGCUCACCGCCUCAGAACAGUCCAUUCUCUGUGAGCAGCAGUGAUUCUGAGUCAGACAGCUUAUUUUUUGAUGAUACCAAGGUGUCCGUUAAACAAGAGCAGACACUGCCAACCAGUGUUGGCAUGUUGGAUCGGUCCAGGAUGGUGCUGUGUACCUUUGUGUUCCUUUGCCUCUCCUUUAACCCUCUGGCAUUCUUAAUGGGUGGGACGGACAUCAGCAGUUCUGUGGCGGGUCUAGAAUACCAUGGAGCAGGCAGAAACAUGUUGGGGAUUUCUGUAGAAGAUACUUCUAGCUGGUUUGGUUGGAUCUGGCCAACAUUGAUCCUCUGGUUAAUUAAUGGGAUAAUUGUCCUGUUCGUAUUUGUUAAGAUCUUUGUCUAUGGUGAACCAGUUACUAGACUGCACUCUGAAUCAUCUGUCCUGUUCUGGAGGCAUCGCAAGCAGGCUGAUCUGGACCUAGCAAGGGGAGAUUUUGCUCAAGCUUCCCAGAAUCUCUGGACCUGUUUGAAGGCAUUGGGGCGUCCUUUGCCUACAUCUAACUUGGACUUUGCCUGCAGCCUGAUGUGGAAUGUCAUCCGGCACAUUCUACAGCGGCUGUGGGUUGGGCGCUGGUUCGCAGCACGGGCUGGAGGCUUCAGGCAGAACAAGGAGCUGAAGGAUGACAUGAGGAAGAGCACCCGGGAUGCAGCACUGGUCUAUCACAAGCUGCAACAGCUCCACAUGACUGGCAAAUUGGGUGGUAGCCACUUGUCUGCAAUUAACAUGGCUCUGAGUGCGGUGAACCUUGCUGAAUGUGCCGGAGAUGCUGUCUCUGUUGCCACCAUGGCAGAGAUGUAUGUGGCAGCAGCAAUCCGGAUCAAAACCAGCUUGCACAGGAGGCUUCACUUCAUGACACGCUUCUUCCUGAGCAGUGCCAGACAGAUCUGCCUGUCCCAAAGUGGUACCAUACCACCUGCCAUGAAAUGGCUGUGCCACCCUCUAGGCCACAGAUUCUUUGUUGAUGAAGACUGGAGUGUAAAAAACACCCCAAAAGACAGCAUUUACAGUAUUACUGGAAACUCAGUCGACCCAUUGGCUCAGGUGACUCAGGCUUUCCGCGAGCAUUUGCUGGAAAAAGCGUUAUAUUGCAUUGCCAAACCAGAGAACAGCAAGCAAGUGACGGGAGAGGGAGGUGAAUUCUCAGAUGCUCUUGAAUACUUACAGCUGCUGAACGAUUGCUCUGAUGCUGCCGCAAUUACCACACAGGCCUGUGCAAUCAGUUCCAGUAUGACAACUGUCACAGGCACUGAUCCAGUAGCUAAGUGGUGGGCUUCCAUGAUUGUUGUUGCUAUCAACUGGCUGCAAGGUGAUGAUGAGGCAGCAGAACGACUUUAUCCAGUGGUGGAAUACAUGCCGAAGACCCUGCAUGCAACAGAGAGCCAGUUGCCAAAAGCAGCGCUAUUUGCAUUUAAAGGCAUUCGUGCCAUGUUGGGUAAACAGGACAGCUGCCAAAUGAGCCUCGUGCACUGUGAGAAGGCCAGUGGAUACCUGCGGGACAGCCUCAACAUGGCGCCCCCCAGCAGCAGCAGUAUUGACAAGGCAGUGCAGCUCUUGCUGUGUGAUCUCUUGCUCAUCACCAGAACCAGUGGUUGGCAGCAACAGAUCAACAUGAGUCAACCUUUGAACUGCAUGCACCAAGCAUCCCCCUUGGAGCUAAGAGGCUUUCAGCAGGACCUCAGCAGCCUCAGGAAGCUGUCCCAGACUUUCAGACCGGCUCUCCGUAGAGUGUUUCUACACGAAGCGACAGCCAGGUUAAUGGCUGGUGCCAGUCCAACCCGUACUCACCAGCUAUUGGACCGCAGUCUCAGGAGACGGAUCACAACCCCAGUACCCAAAGAUGGCGAGGCUGAGACACACCCAGGCCGGCGGGAGCAUGCUGAAGCUCUCCUACUAGCGUGUCGUUACUUGCCCCCAAGCUUCUUGUCUGCACCAGGCCAGCGAGUCGGCAUGCUGGCUGAGGCAGCCCGCACACUGGAAAAGAUUGGCGACAAACGGACUCUCCACGACUGCCAACAAAUGAUCAUGAAACUGGGCAGCGGCACCACAGUCACCACGAGUUGAAGUGUUUGUAUUUUUUUAAAAAUCCCACCCCACAUCCCAAAAGCAUUGUGACUGUAUAUAGUGUGUGCGUCCCCAGGUGAAGCACGGCCCUUUUUAUUUCAUAUUAAAAUAAUGACUGGUCAAAUAAAAAUCGUAUUUUCAUAGUUUAAAACUGUACAUAAAAAAAUAUUUAUAAUUUUUUAAAAAGACAAGUUGGAAUGCAGCAAAUUCAUUUUUGUAGAAUUAAAAGCACUUGUCUCUAGAAGCUUAGCUUCCCUUGUAAUACUGCACCAAUGAUAAAGCCAUUCUGGGCUGUAUUCUGUGCAAUAUACUUUUAUAUGAUUAAAAUAACACAAGAGUCAUGA